This is a messenger RNA of Phytophthora infestans T30-4, 534 nucleotides long. RefSeq names its product PLAC8 family protein. The record is from RefSeq and is a predicted model, not a curated record. Bases 1 to 534 code for a protein of 177 amino acids. The transcript has 3 exons. Lineage: Eukaryota; Oomycota; Peronosporomycetes; Peronosporales; Peronosporaceae.
AUGUCUGACUUCCAGAAGCCUCCGCCGACGCAGGAAACGCAUGCCUACCCAACUGUGUAUGCGACGCCCGUUCAGACGGUGGUGUACCAAGGCGUGAUGGUCGGCGCGUGGUCGGUCGAUUUCUGGGGUUGCUGCGAUAUCCUGAUCCCGAACUGCUGCAUGGUGACGUUUUGUCCGUGUGUUUCACUAGCCCAGAUCUCUGCGCGCUUGGGUGUUGCCCCGUAUCGGCGCGUACUGGUAAUUUUCCUGCUGCUUACUCUUGCUGAGGUUAUCGCCGGCCUCAAUCCAGUACAGUCAUGGACUAUCACGAUUGUGAGGGCUAUCUUUUUCGCGUACAUUUGGCAUUUACGUCAAACCACUCGCCGGUUGUUUCAAAUUCCAGGAGGCCCAUGCGGUGAUUGCUGGUCAUCAUUCUGCUGCUCCUGUUGCACAAUGGCGCAGAUCGCUACCCAUAUCAAGAGCUACAAACCGGGUGAUUGCAGCUUUGGGCCGCUAGACGUGCUGCCUCCGUACACCGGACAAACCACCUCGUAG